CCGGCGCUGGCCGCGGUGCUGAAGACGCCGGCGCCCCCGCCGCCGCUGCAGCCGCCGCGUUGUCCCGGUCCGGCGCCGCCGCCCCCGGGGGCAUGGGGGACCGCUGACUGAGGCUCGGCCACGGCGGCGGGGGGGAGGGCGAGGGGCCGCAGCCCUGCACCCACUCGCAGCCUACGGGCCCGGGACGGAGCCGCUCCCCCCUCCCCGCCCCCCCCAGCCUCCUCCCCCGCCUGUCCAGGGGCGGCACUGCGGGCUGGGAAGCCGGGACCAGAGGAGGGAAGGAAGGAAGGAAGGAAAGAAGGAAGAGGAGAGCGGAGCGGAGCGGAGGACGGAGGAGAGCGGCCGGGAGGCGCAGCGGCGGCGGCGCAGGGCAGGAAGCGGGCGGCGAGCGGACUGGCACUGGCGCGGCAGCAUCCAGCGGCCGGAGGGGGGACCCGAGCCGCCUCCGCCGCUCCUCGGAUGGUGACGGGGCCCCGCCGCGGCCGCAGUCCCCCCGAGCCCCGGCUCCGCAGGAAUCAUGCCCAGGUCCUUCCUGGUCAAGAAGGUCAAACUUGACACGUUCUCUUCGGCAGACCUCGAGAGCUCCUACGGGCGUGCCCGCGGCGACCUCGGCGUGCGACUGCACGAUAAAGGAUACCUCAGCGACUACGUGGGGCCUGCGUCCGUCUACGAUGGCGACGCCGAGGCGGCGCUGCUCAAAGGGCCGUCCCCGGAGCCCAUGUACGCGGCGGCCGUGCGGGGAGAGCUGGGCCCCGCGGCCGCGGGCUCGGCGCCGCCGCCCACCCCGCGCCCUGAGCUGGCCACCGCUGCGGGCGGCUACAUCAACGGCGACGCGGCCGUCAGCGAGGGCUACGCGGCCGACGCCUUCUUCAUCACCGACGGGCGCUCGCGCCGCAAGGCCGCCGCCGCCGCCGCCGCCGCCGCCGCCGCCCCCUCCACGGCCGCGGCCCCCGACGGCGACGGCGACACCGGAGGCGGAGGCGGGGCGGGCGCGCGGGGCUCGGGCUCGGGGGCAGGGGGCCGGGGCGGCGCGCGCGCGGGGGCGGGCCCCGAAGCUCGCGCGGGGCCAGGGCCCGCGGGUGCCGGUGGCCGGCACGCGUGCGGCGAGUGCGGCAAGACGUACGCCACGUCGUCGAACCUGAGCCGCCACAAGCAGACGCACCGCAGCCUGGACAGCCAGCUGGCGCGGCGCUGCCCGACGUGUGGCAAGGUGUACGUGUCCAUGCCGGCCAUGGCCAUGCACCUGCUCACGCACGACCUGCGCCACAAGUGCGGCGUGUGCGGCAAGGCCUUCUCGCGGCCCUGGCUGCUGCAGGGCCACAUGCGCUCGCACACGGGCGAGAAGCCCUUCGGCUGCGCGCACUGCGGCAAAGCCUUCGCCGACCGCUCCAACCUGCGCGCGCACAUGCAGACGCACUCCGCCUUCAAACACUUCCAGUGCAAGCGUUGCAAGAAGAGCUUCGCGCUCAAGUCCUAUCUCAACAAGCACUACGAGUCCGCCUGCUUCAAGGGUGGCGCGGCCGGCGGCCCCGCGGCCCCCGCGCCGCCGCAGCUCGGCCCCGUGCAGGCCUAGGGCGGAGGGCCUGCGCCAGCCCGCUCGGCGCUCAGCAAUACGGGGCCUCCCCCAGGGAAGUCUCCGCCGGCGUCCGGGUGGAGGGGCCGGAGGGCGGGCCCCUCCUCACAGCAAUAGGGGGAGGGGGCCGGCCCCACCCUGCCCCGCCCGCCGGGGGCCUUGCCAGCCCCUUCAAGCAAUAGGGUCCCGAGGGGAGACCCACCCCGAACCCGCUCCCCUCCCCUCCAGGGUGCCCCAGGCUUCCUCCCAGCAAUAGGGUCGCCGAGACCCAGAACCGAACCUCAGCUCCGAGCUGGGUCUCCGAAGAUUGGGGCGGGGGGCGGGCGCGCCCCCCUGCUCCCUCCUCUGCGCCUCUGGAUCGCGUCGCGAGACUCAGGUCUUCCCCACCCCUUCCCAAGCCUUCCAGGGCCGGGCCUUCGGCCCACACGUCCGGGGCGUCGGUUCCUCGCGGCAGCGGGCUGGCGGAGGGGCGGGCGCGGGCGCGGCCUGCGGAGGCGCCGCUGCCCGCUCCGGGGGCCGGGGCCGGGGCUGACGGCAGCGCUGCUCUCCCUCGGGCCCCUUCGGGGGGGCCCGGUCCGAGCCGCCCUCCCACCCUCACCCUCCUCGCAUCCUCUGCGAAAUCCGAAUUCUUCCAGCCCAGCUCCCGGGGCUCUGUCCUCCACACGGAAUAAUAAUGACGCAUAUCGAAUCGCAUGGACUCACCGACCCCCUGAGACCCCCGCCCCGCCCCGGGGCCCCGUCCCGCGCACCCGCGGCGCUAGGUGGUGUUGGAGGACGGAUUCCGGGCCCGGCAGGCGGGCGCGGCUCUGCCCUCCACACACCUCUGUAUUCGCUGCGAGGGGUUGCGGACGCGUCGGGGCUCCUUCCUGUAUUAGUUUUAUUUAUGAACGGAUUGCACUCGGGUCAGGGAGGGGGCGCCGGAUCCCCCACCCCCUAAUCCUCCCCGCCGACGCUGGGGACUCGGGAGUCCAGGAUCAGUGUCCCCACCCCUAGCCGGGCUCGGGCUCGGUCCCGGGGGAGCCUCGGACCCCGCCCCACUCGGUUGCCAACUUUCGCCCGUCUAUGCCAAAGCCUCGGCGGCGACUCCGCCCCAAGGGCCCGCCCCAUUGGCCGCCGCCUUUGUGACGUCACUGCAUGCAGCCCCACCCCUCCUCCCGACCCUUCCCGGGGCUGCCCGCUCCCCUGGCCCCCUAGUUAGUCCGACGCCGACUAUAGAGCAAUAAUGCGCACUGCAUGCGAAGCUGCCGCCGCCUCUAGUUCUUGAGAAUCAGAUGCCACCGCCUGCAGGACUCACUGUUCAGCUCUGACAGUGGCUUCAGCAA
Molecule: messenger RNA, 2895 nt
Organism: Oryctolagus cuniculus (rabbit)
Lineage: Eukaryota; Metazoa; Chordata; Mammalia; Lagomorpha; Leporidae
Gene: SCRT1
Product: scratch family transcriptional repressor 1
Biological process (GO): regulation of DNA-templated transcription
Molecular function (GO): DNA-binding transcription factor activity, RNA polymerase II-specific; RNA polymerase II cis-regulatory region sequence-specific DNA binding
Source: RefSeq, a predicted model, not a curated record